Molecule: messenger RNA, 228 nt
Organism: Ectocarpus sp. CCAP 1310/34
Lineage: Eukaryota; Phaeophyceae; Ectocarpales; Ectocarpaceae
Source: the annotation of a GenBank genome assembly
UCUUCCGCGCCGUGAGGGUAGGCUUGAAGGUAGCGUUCGAUGCCGCCCGAGAGCUGCAAGACGUCCGUGCCGGUGGCGUCGGCGUCGCAGUGCCGCCGGACAAGCGCAGACGCCAGCUCGCAUCGAACGCCUCCCGUGCAGUACAUGAGCACCCGCUUCCCCCUGACGGUCCGCGUUUUCGUCCACCCACUUGGGCAGGUCGCUGAAUUGACGGGUCUUGGGGUCUAG